AUCCAAAGAAAUUAUAUCAUGGACUAACAAGCGACUUAAAAGUCUAUGGCUGAGCUUCUAAAGUGAUGAGCUUAUCAUGUUGUUGGAGUCGCUCUAAGCAAAAAUCUGGGGAAAAUAAAACUCUUUCAACGUUCAGUCUCAUGGAUCCUCCGACGAGCCCCGCUGCCCAAAACCCUAGCUCUCUCCACUCCGAUUCGAUCAUCUCAUCGCUUCUUUCGUUUCCCGCUUCCACUCCGUUCUCCAUCGCCUGCUCCUUCGAUCGUGAGCUCGAGAAAGCUCUCGCCUCUGCUUCCGACGACGCCUCAGUUCAGGAUCGUCUCCUAAAUCGAACUAUCCAGCUCGCGUCGCUUCUUCUGGACUCCACUGAACGAUGCUUCCGCAAGAGAGCUUCUGCUCACAACUCCGUUGCCUGGGUCCUCCCUCCCGAGCUCACCGUCAAGGUGUUUUCGAAGCUUGAUACAAAGUCUUUGAUGCAAGCGGCUGCGUGCUGCACCAUGUUCAACAAAUGUGCAAUGGACCGUUCAUCUUACGCCCACAUCGACUUGACUACAGCUGAUAAUGAAGUUGUGUGUACCAUGAUCCAUCGUGCUGGUAAAGAACUCAGAUCCAUCAAGCUUGGUCAUGUUACUCGGCGAUAUGGACCUGAUCCUGCUCCUACUUCAAUUUGGUUUAAUGGACCUUUUCUUUCCUCACUGGCCUAUAAUAAUGGUUUUCUUGGGAGUCGCUUGAGAAGCCUACGGCUUUACAAUAUCAGAUGGAUGACCUCUAGUUCCUCAUUCGAGGUGUUCUCAUUUUGUUCGAAUCUCACUGAUCUGAGGAUUGUUGGAUCCAAUUGUCCAUUUAGGCAGCUAUUUAUGACCCUGACCAAAAAAUGUCGUCUGAUAGAGCACCUGUGCUUGGGGACCUAUUUCCCCCUAGUAGGUACAAUGGACGCGUCAACAGUUUCACACUUGAUAGAGUUGGUGACCAAGUCCCCCAACUUAACUUCUCUAACACUCCUAUGUUUUCAACUAACCAACGAAAUGGCCCGGAAUCUUGUUGAGAGUUGUCGAAAACUGAAGUACCUGAAUUUUUCCAGGUCGCCUAAAAUCAAUGGUCAUUUUUUGAGGUGCAAAUACAAAAUGUUAAAUAGGGCAAUUUCAUCCAAACAUCGUUAUUAUCAUAAUUUCAAUAUUGCUGCUGGUAGGGAUUUGGGGAAUAGCUGCAAAGAGAGUCCACUCCAGACUCUAGUAAUGCGCAACUGCGUUAAACUAGAGGAGAAAGAAGUCUUGGAACUCUGCAACACAUUACUCAAAGGAAACUUCAAAUUCAUUCGUCACAUUGAUGUUUCAAGCAAUAACGGCUUAGUUUCUGAUGAUGGCCGGAGAUCUUACAAACCAAAGUUUCCUGUGGAGAAGCUGAAAGAAGAAAGACCAGAUGUGACACUUGUGGCGGAUUUUCCAUUAGAAAGGUCAGGGAAGCGUUAUCAUGUCGGGGUUGAAGGGGAUGACGAAGAACUGAAGGAGAUAGAGAUGAUGGAAGUCGAGAACGAUGAAGAGGAUGAUGAUGACGACUCGUCUGAGGAUGAUGAUGACGACGUUUAGCUUUGAUGAUUGGAGGAGUUGUUAAUCAAUCAAUCGUGGAUAUAUCCGGCACUGACCGACCUUUUGUACAACAUAUAAAUGCUCUGCAAACCUCCAAGAAACUCCCUCCAAAACCCAAAGCUCUUUGUACGUUGCUUGUCAUCAAACCCUAAGCUACAUUGCUAUGAUGUUACUUUUGUUUGAAAUGAUCUUCUCAUUCCUUUUGUUUC
Brassica napus (rape) is the source of this 1792-nucleotide messenger RNA. Its product is annotated as F-box protein SKIP17. The transcript has 11 exons. The record is from RefSeq and is a predicted model, not a curated record. The coding region runs from base 66 to 1583 and encodes 505 amino acids. Lineage: Eukaryota; Viridiplantae; Streptophyta; Magnoliopsida; Brassicales; Brassicaceae. Gene Ontology annotation, molecular function: protein binding.